UCCUUUUCCGAGUUCAAUAUGACGGCCGCUACUAAAGAAAGUGGAAAGAAGAUCAAGAGAGAUCCCGCCAAGAACCCCAUGCGGGAUUUGCACAUCAGAAAGUUGUGCUUAAAUAUUUGUGUUGGUGAAUCUGGUGAUAGAUUGACCCGUGCCGCAAAGGUGCUUGAACAAUUGACUGGCCAGCAACCAGUUUUCUCCAAGGCUCGUUAUACCGUGCGUUCAUUCGGUAUUCGUCGUAAUGAAAAGAUUGCCGUGCACUGCACAGUUCGCGGUGCAAAAGCUGAAGAAAUCUUAGAAAAGGGUCUUAAAGUUCGUGAAUACGAGUUGAGACGUGAGAACUUCUCUGCAACCGGAAACUUUGGUUUCGGUAUUCAAGAACACAUCGAUUUGGGCAUCAAAUACGAUCCAUCAAUCGGUAUUUACGGUUUGGAUUUCUACGUUGUCCUCGGCCGCCCAGGAUACAACGUUGCCCACAGAAAACGCAAAUCUGGCACAGUUGGUUUUCCCCAUCGUUUGACAAAAGAAGAUGCCAUGAAAUGGUUCCAACAGAAAUACGAUGGUAUCAUUCUUAACAGCAAGAAAUAAGUGACAUAUUCUUAGCCGUAAAUUAGUUUGUAUUGCACACAACACCUCGUAAUAUAAACAAUGGAAAUAAAAUUUUACAAAAAAUCGUA
Molecule: messenger RNA, 674 nt
Organism: Stomoxys calcitrans (stable fly)
Lineage: Eukaryota; Metazoa; Arthropoda; Insecta; Diptera; Muscidae
Gene: RpL11
Product: large ribosomal subunit protein uL5
Exons: 4
Coding region: 19-585 (188 amino acids)
Biological process (GO): translation
Cellular component (GO): cytosolic large ribosomal subunit; ribosome
Molecular function (GO): RNA binding; structural constituent of ribosome
Source: RefSeq, a predicted model, not a curated record